This is a messenger RNA of Coturnix japonica (Japanese quail), 5566 nucleotides long. It is a transcript of the gene ALX4, whose product is annotated as ALX homeobox 4. Gene Ontology annotation, molecular function: DNA-binding transcription activator activity, RNA polymerase II-specific; RNA polymerase II transcription regulatory region sequence-specific DNA binding. The record is from RefSeq and is a predicted model, not a curated record. Lineage: Eukaryota; Metazoa; Chordata; Aves; Galliformes; Phasianidae. Gene Ontology annotation, biological process: regulation of transcription by RNA polymerase II.
GGAGAGAGAGUGUGGGAGAGAGGGAGGGAGGAAGGGAGGCAGAGCCCCUCUGAGCGCGGAUCGGGGCCGGGCGGCCGCGGCUGAGACCUCUUACAGCUCCCGGCCCCGCUGUGGGUGUGCGCGUAUGUGGGAGGGGGAGAAAGAGAGGCUCCUGGUGCCACUCCAAGCGCAUUAAGGACACUUGGGCCUUUUAAUUUUAGGAAUGAAUGCUGAUACUUGUGUUUCUUAUUGUGAUCCGGCUGCCAUGGAUUCCUACUACAACGCAGCCUCCCAGGGCGCAGACGGCUCCUCGCCUUUUAGGGCAUUUCAAGCGAGUGACAAGUUCGGCCCCGCUUUCCUGGCCGCCAAAGGACAGAGCUUCGGUGACAGCGGCGCGAAGUGCCGGAGCCGCUACAGCCCGCAGGAAUGCCCGUCCCUGGACGGCAGCGGGCAGGCGCCGGGCCCCGCCGCGCCCCCGCCCGCCUUUAGCAAAUACCCGCAGCCCCAGCAGCAGCCGCCGCACCUCUACAUGCAGCGCGGCCCCUGCAAGACCCCCCCGGAGAGCAACCUCAAGCUGCAGGAGAGCGGCGGCCACAACGGAGCCCUGCAGGUCUCUUGUUACGGUAAAGAAAGCAGCUUGGGAGAGGCUGACUUGCAGCCAAACGCUGACCCCUCGGGCAUGGACAGCAGCUACCUCAGCGUGAAGGAGGCUGGAGUGAAAGUCCCUCAGGACAGAGCCAGCACGGACCUCCCCAGCCCCAUGGACAAGGCAGACUCGGAGAGCAACAAGGGCAAAAAACGGAGGAACCGUACCACCUUCACUAGCUACCAGCUGGAGGAGCUGGAAAAGGUCUUCCAGAAGACCCACUACCCUGAUGUCUAUGCCAGGGAGCAGCUAGCCAUGAGGACAGACCUCACCGAGGCCCGAGUACAGGUCUGGUUCCAGAAUAGACGAGCCAAAUGGCGCAAGCGGGAGCGGUUUGGCCAGAUGCAGCAGGUCCGGACCCACUUUUCCACUGCCUACGAGCUGCCUCUGCUCACCCGUGCUGAGAACUAUGCCCAGAUCCAGAACCCCUCCUGGAUUGGCAACAACGGAGCCGCCUCCCCUGUGCCCGCUUGUGUCGUCCCCUGCGAGCCGGUGCCGUCCUGCAUGUCCCCCCACGCGCAUCCCCACGCGGCUGGCGGCGUCUCCGACUUCCUCGGUGUCUCCGGAGCCGGCGGCCACGUGGGCCAGACUCACGUUGGCGGCCUCUUCGGCACGGCCGGCAUCGGCCCCGGCCUCAACGGCUACGAGCUGAACAGCGAGCCGGACCGCAAGAGCUCCAGCAUCGCGGCCCUGAGGAUGAAGGCGAAGGAGCACAGCGCCGCGAUCUCCUGGGCGACAUGACAGGGCUGCCGCCCAGCGCCUCGGCACACCGCGAGAGCCAGUGGGGAAGCCGGGAGCCCGUCCAGCCGGGACUCCAGCCAGCCCUUGCCUCCUCGGGGAUGUGAAAGCAGCACUUUGAGCUACCCUAGGUGUAUAGAGGACGUGCGUUAAAGUAAGUGGCGUGUGCCCAGCACAGACAUGGGAGGUCCUGGCCUCCUGGCACCAGGUCGGGGCUGUGCGGCAGUGCUGCUGCCGCCUGCUCCGGGGGUGUCCUCUGCUAUCGCCACUGCCUCCUCUAGGACUUGGAUGUCUUUUCUCCCCGAUCCUUUUUCUGACACCAGAUCUGCCUUUCUGGAGAGCAAGAGCCCUCCAGAAUCUCCAGAGGCUCCCCUGUCCCUCCACACAUACAGCUCUUCACUCCUCAGAACCCAUCUGCCUUGCGCAGGGGAUGGGACAAGGACUCUGGCACCAGCAAAGAGACGCUCUUCAGGCUGCUCCUGCCCCGUGAGAGCCAUGGCUGAAUGGGGCGAGGGGGUACUCAAGGUCAGAAAGGUGGUGGUGCUAUCUCACCUUCUUCCACCCAGCAGGAGAUCAAGCAUGGAGCUUGGGGGCCUCUUGUGUGGGCACAGUGCUGCCACGUUGCUGUUCUCGAUGGCUCUCCAGCCAUCCAGCUAGAGAUGUGCAUAUGAAGUGAUUGGCUCUGCUGGCCCCAUGCAGAAGGUCACACCCCCAUGAGCACUUGGCGUUUGCUCUGUUAUAGUUGUGGUUCUUGUGCCAUAGCAAAACAUGUUCUGUAGUUUUUACAGGGCCAGGAGUCCAGGACCCCAAAGAGGUACAGCUUGAGCGGAGCACAGACAGGGCUGUGUGAUGGCAUCCUCUCAUUGUCCCUGGCCAGCACUGUCUCUCUCCCAUCACCUCUCAUUCUCUGCUUCCCCAAAACCACCUGCCAGCACCUACCCACAGCUCCCCAAGCGACAGAGGGAGGGCCAAGGAUUGUGGAUAAUGGCAUUGCUCCAUCUCUGGCCCCUCCAGUCCCCCCUCACCUAGCAGAAUGAAGGAAACACCAGAACUUGCUCUCUCUCUUGAAGUCCCACCCAUGGUUUUCUCCCUAUGUGUUCCCACUUGCACAACUCUGUUAGUCUCCUCUGCAAGGCUACACCUCUCUCAAGCCAUUCGAUGGCAUAAUAAAUAGCACCAAGUAUGAUUUCAGUUUCCUUCUGCCCCACCAAAGGUCACCUGCAGCCAUAGCGCACAGCUCACGAGUGGAACUCCAGCUUGAUGAGCAAGAGAAGUGCAGGGUUUUGCCCCUUACAGCCAUCACCUCACACUCCAUCCCAUCUAGGUGCAGGGAAAUCUGGAGGCCCUUCAAAGAGCUGCAAACAGGCUACAACCAAAUGUCACGAUGCAGGUUAACUGCAUGCCAUAUAAAAAUAUAUCUACAGUGCCUUGAUAUUGCCAUAUGCAACAUGGAUGAUUACAUCAGUGCUAGAUCAAAUGUACCACAUACUUAAUAGAAUAUGGAAAGACAUGUAGUGCUGUAUCUUGUCUCUGUAAAUACGCUGAGAUGCCUGGCUCAGUGCACCUUGGGAACAACAUGCAGUCAAGCUGACUUUGUGGGUGACCUGGGCUUUUCUACUGAAGCAAACCAUACUCAUGUCCCAGCCUGAAUGUUCAGCUGAGUUAUCCGACUAAAAAUGUGCUUCAGGUGCUAAAAAUGAUAGAGAUUACUGAAUAGCUCUGGAUCACUGCCCUAAUCUCUCUUUUUCUGCAUGCACUGGCAAUAAUGUUACAGUUUAAAUUGCAAUGAACACCACCAUUUACCUUACCCCUGACUUCCUUGCAAAGAGCCCUUUUCCCACAAUGCAGAGGGAAAGGUGCUUUUCCACUGCAGUGCUCAGCCCCCAGAACUGAGCAGUGUGCAGCAGGUUGAAAGGGUGCAUGGGGAUGGAUGCUGCAAGGGUGUGGGUACUGCUGGCUGUCCCACUGGGUGGCCAUGGCCAUGCUGGGGCUUUGCUGCACUCUGCUGAAGCUGAAGGGCAUUCCUUCCUCAACUCUCACAGGACCAGGAUUUCACCCAGGAUGCAUAACAGCUCAUGAGAUGAAGAGCAUCAUCCUCUCUUCUUUGUGCGCUGGCCUCUGACAACCCUAAUCACUGCCAGGUGUGCCCAGCCCUGAGCUGCUGGGUGCACUGCAAGUGCAGAGCUCUGCUCCCAUGCCCCGUUCACCUGCAUAGCUCCUCUGCAUCUGCCAACCUGCUGCACCAUCCCACCAGCAACAGCCUGGGCAUGCAAAGAUGCAGGCAGGUCUUCAGCUGUGUGCAUCUGUGCUUACACACACCUUUUUAAAUUAAUUUAAUAGAUUUUUUUUUUUUUUAAACUAGCUGUUAAAUUAACAAGAAAAGCUGUAUAUAUAUAUAUAUACACACACACUUAGAUAUGUGUGUGUGUAUAUAUAUAUCAUCUAAGCCAACCUGCAUUUUUAAGGGUCACAGGGUUCAUGCUGUUCUUGCAAUUCAAGCUACCACAAGGAUGCCUUUUAAAAUAAUAAUAAUUAUUUUAAUACUUUUCAACUCUAUUUAUGACUUUCUUCUCUAUUUAUUUCUUCUUUCUUUAGUAUUUCACUCCUGUCCAUACAUAGAGUUGCAGUUCCCUGGCUGGGAUUUAGAUGGCUGUGAAGCUGCAAGUUUUGCCUUCCAUUCCCCAGCCAUGCUGUAUCCUUCAUGGUGCAGCACUGAGCCCCUGCUCCCUGAGCUCCUCUGCUCCCAAGCUGCCCUUUUCAGUCUUGCAGAGGGAGCAAAGGAGUCUGUCUUGCAUUGCCCAAGGCUGGAAACACACAAGACAUCCCAGAUUUUGGGGCUAGGAAUGGCAAGCAGGGAGAGCAGCACAGUUCCCAACAGGGGUUGACCCAUAGCCAGGUGCUGCUGGUUGCAAAGCGCCCAGAACAGUUGUGCAUACAUCAGUGGCAGCAGCUGCAAGCCAGUGGUGAGCAUCCCAAGGCUUCCCCAGUUUCUGUCCCCUCAGCCUUUUAACUCCUCUGAGCAUCUCCUGCUAUUUGUGCUGGAGCACAUCUGGCCUGUUACAUCGGCAGGGGCACCGCAGCAAAACCACCCGCAUGGACACCCAGUGUGCACGAGGCGGCAGAGCUGCUGCACACGUGCGUGGCACCCCCUGCAGCACUCCCCUGGGGAGCAGGAUGCAGGGGCUCUUUGGUGGUAGGGGCUUUUUGGGGGUGGGGAGGCCGGGUCCCAUCUCAUAGAGCAGAGCAGCGCCUUGUAAAAUGUUCUCCAAACAAACAAAGCCAAAAAGGUAGUUUCCUGGAAUAGGAUUUAAAAAACAAUCAGGCAGACACAGAGAUCUGUGUUUAUUUUGCUGCACUGACUGACACAACAGAAAGCAAACAGACCGAAUUAGAAAUUAAAUCCAAAUGGGAACAGGGGGAGGAAGUGGGCUGAAAGUCAUCCCCAGCCCUUGCUGGGCCCGAGGAGGCAGUCCGGCACAGCCUGGCACCCCAUUAGCUCUUUGUUGGUGCCCCACUCCCCACAUUGCUAGGUAGGUAGGUAGAGCUAGGACUUUUGUACUACUGAUUUUUUUGAAGGACAGUUUUCAAUGUGUAAUAAUAUAUCGGUUUAGGUGUGCAGUGUUUGAAAGAGAGACUGGGAGAAAGAAAGAAAACGAACCUCAAUCAAUAUCAUUGUUUUUUUUUGUUGUUGUAAGAUACUGUAACCUUGUAUAAACGCAACCAUUUCUUUGUUUUCCUUUAGCUUAAAGGCCUGGGGUGGAACGUAUUAAAAAUAAAUAAUUAAAAAAAAAAUUAAAAAGUUUUUAAAAGUUCAGGAAAAAAAAAGAAAGAAUAAAAAACUCCUUACAAACAUUGCCACGUGAGGUUUGUGCCAUGCAAUGUUAAUGCCUGUGCAGCCGUGUAUCAGCAAUUCAUUACAGUGGAACAUUAAAAUAAGAACGAACACACUUUGCAGCUUGGUUCUUUCCAUAUUUUGUUUUUUUUUUCCAAGUAAGUUAUUGCACUUGCAGCUUCUUUCCUUCUUGUUUGUUUGGGGGGAGGGCUGGGAUUUCUGGGCACUAAUUUUUAUUUCUCCAGUUUUUUUAAAGGGGUGCAAUUGCUGGGAAGGCCCCCCCUGCCCCCGAGCCGCCGUGGCCGCGGAGGUACAAGCACUGUUGUUGUUGUUUUGGUUUGCAAUAAACUCCUUCUCUUCUCUCCUCUCAA